AUGGAGAGAAUAACGUCAACACAGAUGAUUCCUGAUGCAUUUCAAGGUGCUAGAGAUGACGUAACAAUGCAAUUUGCCAUAAUUUGGGACCAGAUCAAAGCACCAUUGAUAGUUCCUCUACUAAAGCUCGCAGUUGCCAUUUGUCUGAUCAUGUCUUUGAUGUUAUUCAUUGAAAGGGUUUACAUGGGCAUUGUUAUAAUUUUCGUUAAGGUUUUUGGUCGGAAACCAGAGAGGCGUUACAAAUGGGAGCCCAUGAAAGAUGAUGUUGAGUUGGGAAACUCAGCUUAUCCCAUGGUUCUGGUUCAAAUCCCAAUGUACAACGAACGAGAGGUUUAUCAGCUUUCAAUUGGAGCUGCAUGUGGUCUAUCGUGGCCUUCUGAUCGCAUCAUUAUUCAAGUCCUUGACGAUUCAACAGACCCAACAAUCAAGGACAUGGUGGAGCUAGAGUGUCAGAGAUGGGCAAGCAAAGGAAUAAACAUAAAGUAUGAGAUUAGAGACAACAGAAAUGGGUAUAAGGCUGGGGCAUUAAAAGAGGGCAUGAAACGAAGCUACGCGAAGAGCUGCGAUUAUGUUGCCAUUUUUGACGCAGAUUUCCAGCCUGAACCAGAUUUUCUAUGGCGCACCAUUCCCUUUCUCGUCCACAACCCAGAAUUGGGUUUGGUCCAGACUCGUUGGAAAUUCGUGAAUGCUGAUGAUUGCUUGAUGACAAGAAUGCAAGAAAUGUCUUUGGAUUACCAUUUUACAGUGGAACAAGAAGUGGGCUCCUCCACUUAUGCCUUCUUUGGCUUCAAUGGAACGGCAGGUGUAUGGAGAAUUGCUGCACUUAAUGAAGCUGGAGGAUGGAAGGACAGAACCACUGUGGAGGACAUGGACCUAGCAGUCCGAGCUAGUCUCAAAGGCUGGAAAUUCUUGUACCUUGGUAGUCUAAAGGUAAAAAAUGAAUUGCCUAGUACAUUGAAAGCAUAUCGCUAUCAACAGCACCGGUGGUCUUGUGGUCCUGCUAACCUUUUCAGGAAAAUGUUACUGGAAAUUAUAAAAAACAAGAAAGUGACAUCGUGGAAGAAAGUGCACGUAAUCUACAGCUUCUUCUUCGUUAGGAAGAUAGUAGCUCACCUUGUUACAUUUAUCUUUUACUGUGUUGUAUUGCCGGCAACUGUUUUGGUGCCUGAAGUUGAGGUCCCUAAGUGGGGAGCUGUUUAUAUUCCUUCCAUCAUUACCAUUCUAAAUGCGGUUGGAACCCCAAGGUCACUCCACUUGUUGGUUCUCUGGAUCCUCUUUGAGAAUGUAAUGUCACUGCACCGCACCAAGGCUACCUUCAUUGGCUUACUAGAGGCUGGCAGAGUGAAUGAGUGGAUUGUCACUGAGAAACUAGGGGAUGCUCUCAAGAGCAAAACCAACAAAGCCCCCAAGAAACCCCGAUUUAGAUUUGGAGAAAGACUCCAUUUGUUAGAGCUUGGGACUGGAGCUUACCUCUUCUUCUGCGGUUGCUAUGAUGUUGUUUUUGGGAAAAACCACUACUUCAUAUACCUUUAUGCGCAAGCAAUCGCCUUCUUUAUCGUGGGUUUCGGCUGUGUUGGCACCUUUGCCCCCAAUUUCUAG
Messenger RNA from Dovyalis caffra, 1599 nucleotides. Lineage: Eukaryota; Viridiplantae; Streptophyta; Magnoliopsida; Malpighiales; Salicaceae. The record is from the annotation of a GenBank genome assembly.